Molecule: messenger RNA, 759 nt
Organism: Ailuropoda melanoleuca (giant panda)
Lineage: Eukaryota; Metazoa; Chordata; Mammalia; Carnivora; Ursidae
Product: lysine-specific demethylase 4D-like
Exons: 1
Biological process (GO): chromatin remodeling; regulation of gene expression
Cellular component (GO): nucleus; chromatin
Molecular function (GO): histone H3K9 demethylase activity
Source: RefSeq, a predicted model, not a curated record
CACCGAGCAGGUCUCGCCAAGGUGAUUCCACCCAGGGGAUGGAAAGCCAGGCAAACCUAUGAUGACAUCAGUGACAUCUUAAUAGCAGCUCCCCUCCAGCAGGUGGUGUCCGGGCAGGCAGGCGUCUUCACCCAGUACCACAAAAAGAAGAAAGCCACGACGGUGGGGGAGUAUUGCCAACUGGCAAACAGCGGAAAGUAUCGGACUCCACCACACUCGGAUUUUGAGGAUUUGGAGCGAAAAUACUGGAAAACCCGCCUCUACGAUUCUCCGAUCUACGGCGCUGACAUCAGCGGCUCCCUGUUUGACAAAAACACCAAAGAGUGGAACCUUGGACACCUGGGGACCAUUCAGGACCUGCUGGAGCACGAGUGCGGCGUGGUCAUCGAGGGCGUCAACACCCCCUACCUGUACUUCGGCAUGUGGAAGACCACGUUCGCCUGGCACACGGAGGACAUGGACCUUUACAGCAUCAACUACCUGCACUUCGGGGAGCCCAAGACUUGGUACGCGGUGCCGCCAGAGCACGGCCAGCGCCUGGAACGCCUGGCCACGGAGCUCUUCCCGGGCAGCGCCCGCACCUGCGAGGCCUUCCUGCGGCACAAGGUGGCUCUCAUCUCGCCCACCGUGCUCAAGGACAACGGGAUCCCCUUCAGCCGGAUCACGCAGGAGGCUGGCGAGUUCAUGGUGACGUUUCCCUAUGGCUACCACUCUGGCUUCAACCAUGGCUUCAACUGCGCGGAAGCCAUCAACUUCGCC